Cicer arietinum (chickpea) is the source of this 1240-nucleotide messenger RNA. RefSeq lists its product as uncharacterized. Gene Ontology annotation, biological process: retrograde vesicle-mediated transport, Golgi to endoplasmic reticulum. Gene Ontology annotation, cellular component: endoplasmic reticulum; SNARE complex. Gene Ontology annotation, molecular function: SNAP receptor activity. The record is from RefSeq and is a predicted model, not a curated record. NCBI's taxonomy places the organism in Eukaryota, Viridiplantae, Streptophyta, Magnoliopsida, Fabales, Fabaceae.
UAAAAUGGUAAUCCCAAGCCCAAUUCACUUAACUUUGAAGAGAAUCACCAUUCACUAAGCCCAAUCCAAUCAGCAGCGGCUCGUAGAACUCAACUGCCCGGAAAACAGAGGCGGAGUUGGUCGUCGGCCGGCAGAGACAGCGAGAAAGUCGUCCAGAUAACCACUCCCCACCGCGAUUCACCGAUUGAACGCAAUAGCUACGAUAUUGAAAACACAGGAAUGGGAAUUAGUAAAAUAGAAGUAAACUUGAAGAGAUUAAUUGCAGCUGCUCCUCAACAGCAAAACCAGGCAAAACUUGUACAUGUACUAUGUUGCUACUUUGCGUGAACAACUGGAACAAUUGGCCGAAGAGAAGACACCAGAAGGCUUGCCAAGGAUCUCAAAGACUACGUUGAAUGAUUAUUCAGAGAAGAUCGAAGCCAUUGCUUCCAAAUUGGUUAACCAUGUGUCUGACAUACAAGUAUCUGAGAAGGACUUUGAAAGCAAUGUUAAAGAAAACCCUUCUGAAAUUGAGGAAAAAAAGCCGAUAUCACCUUCUUCUGGAUUGCGAAGAAGGCCUGUAGCUGCUUCAAGUACUGAAGAUAGAGCACAUGAGCCUGCUGAGACUGAUCACUUAUCACCUGUUAAACUGGAUGCUGCAGGACAUGCACAUAUUGAUAAACACAGAAAGCUUCAAGACGAUUUGACUGAUGAGAUGGUGGUGUUGGCAAAACAACUCAAAGAGAGUAGUCUCAUGAUGAGCCAGUCUGUGAAAAAUACUGAAAAGAUACUUGAUUCUACUGAGCAGGCCAUUGAGCAUAGCUUGGCAAGCACAGGUCGUGCCAAUGUGCGAGCAAACACAAUAUACUCGGAGAGUUCAAAGACUUCUUGCUUAACCUGGCUUGUGAUGUUUGUGAUGACGUGUGUAUUUGUCAUGGUUAUUCUUCUAAUCCGUGUCACAUAGGGUGCAGUUAACAUUUCAUGGGGUAAAUUAAAUUACUUUAAGCAUGGCCUUUUUUUUUUUAUAUAUAUACUGAAAGCAUAGCUUUUUCUAUAAUGUAAAUUUUCCUUCUAUGAAGAUAUAUACGUUUUAUAGACGUUAUGUCAUGCAGUUUUUUAUUUUUCUUUUUGAAGGACUUGUUCAUACCUUCAUAGUAUAAGAACUGUAAUAUAUUUUCCUUCAAAAAAAGGAAUUGUAAUGGAUAGUUGAAAGUCAACAGUGUGUACGUAAAUAUUCUAGUACCAUAACAAUAUUCUGCAA